Brienomyrus brachyistius is the source of this 2164-nucleotide messenger RNA. It is a transcript of the gene pnpla4, whose product is annotated as patatin-like phospholipase domain containing 4. NCBI's taxonomy places the organism in Eukaryota, Metazoa, Chordata, Actinopteri, Osteoglossiformes, Mormyridae. Gene Ontology annotation, biological process: triglyceride catabolic process; lipid homeostasis. Gene Ontology annotation, molecular function: triacylglycerol lipase activity; retinyl-palmitate esterase activity. The transcript has 6 exons. Gene Ontology annotation, cellular component: lipid droplet; cytoplasm; membrane. The record is from RefSeq and is a predicted model, not a curated record. The coding region runs from base 722 to 1483 and encodes 253 amino acids.
AUUUAUUCUUACUGCUUAAUCAUACGAAAUAUCCAAACACAGGGGACUUUUAUUUUGACACUACGGUGGAUUCACUUCCGCGUCUAUGUGCAGGAGUUUAUGCGCCAUGCAAUUAGAAAUGGCGUAAUACUACGUUUUUCUCCAUUUCAAUUUAUCCGUACAAACGCUGCUGUAAUCGGAGACCUUGGCGGAGUCGCCCAGACGGCCAUUUUCACAACAGAUUUAGGUGAAAUCUGCUGUACCUAUCAUCUACACUAAAAGACCCAGCACAUGAAGUUCUACGAUAAGUAUACAGACGUGUGCAUUUUGUAAAAGAGAAAAACACCUCAGUUUGUCCAUUGCACAUUUGUGAAGUUGCUUAAAACACGAAAAGCAGUAUAUCUGAUUCCAAGCCAACUUUAUUGCGGUAACAAUUAACUUGCGAUGGUUACUGCCGAAUUUACUGUUAUGCCAGUUAUCCCAGGUAAACUUGAAACAAGCAUCUCUUCACUUACUAACUAAUCUCAUUGGCGUUUGUAUGAUUAGAUAACCACUAGCUACUUGUUACCUAACGCUUUUGGAUUUUAGUAGGUGAAUAUCAAUGCUUAAAUUGUGAAUUUGAGUUAAAAUUGUGCUGCCUUAGAUUAUUCCACACUUCAUUACAAGCUGAAAUAAAUAUACAUUUUGUGACCUCCUUUCACUGUAGUGAAACUUUUUUUGUUGUCUCUAGAGAGGGUGGAGGAUGGCAGUGCUGAGCCUGUCGUUUGCAGGCUGUGGGUUCCUCGGGAUUUACCAUCUGGGAGUGGUGGAAGCUUUGCUCCAACGUGGGGGUAAACUGCUGAGCUCCGUAAAAGCCUGUACCGGUGCCUCUGCUGGGUCUCUCACGGCUGCUUUGCUGAUCACUGCCCCUAACAAAUUGGAGGACAGCAAAGAUUUCAUAUAUGGGUUUGCCGAUGAGGUCCGAAAGCAGAAGUUUGGAGCCUUGACUCCAGGAUAUGAUUUCAUGCUGACGCUGAGGAAGGGUUUGGAGAACAUCCUUCCUCCCAAUGCCCAUGAGAUAGCUGCUGAUCGUCUCUACGUUUCAAUAACACACUCCAGGUCCCGAGAAAAUCGCAUGGUGUCUCGUUUUACCUCGAGGGAGAACCUCAUCAAGGUCCUACUUGCCAGUUGUUUUGUGCCUCUGUAUGCUGGAGUGACGGCAUUUGAGUACCAAGGAGAGAAAUGGAUCGAUGGCGGGUUCACAAACUGUCUCCCGGUUAUGGCUGAAGGUCGCACAGUCACCAUCUCCCCAUUUAGUGGCCUGCAGGACAUCUGCCCCAAACACAGCGGGCUCUCAAAUCUCCACAUCAACCUCGCCAAAAUGGACGUCCUGGUUUCUAUGGAUAACAUCGCAAGACUGAAUCAAGCUUUAUUUCCACCAGCACAUAAUAUAAUGAAAGAAAUUAACCGAAGUGGUUAUGAAGAUGCAUUACGGUUUUUAAGACGAGAAAAGUGGAUGGAUUAGCUGAUUUAUAGAUUAGAGGUACCCCCUGCCUUUCAAAAGUUCACUUUGUGCCACUUCGCUUUUACGAAAGACAUUCGUCGGCACCUGUUUUUGCUAACCAAACGAAAUCCAAAAAGGAUAGGAGGCAGCGUGCGAUCCAAGUGACGCCACCAAGCUCCGUCCCUAGGAAGGACUUCAAAAUCAAACCGCCGUAGCUGUGAUGUGUGCUUUAUCUUGAUUUAUUUUGUCAUCUCUUAGCAAGGUGGUGAUAAUUUCUACUUUAUAUAGGCUAUAUAUUCAUAUUGUUCCUGCUUUUACUAUAUGUUAGCAUUGUUUUAGGUACUACAUGUUAUUUGGUAUGAUUUGACAUGUUAUUUUUUGGGUCUGGGAAUGAUUUUUUCUUUUUUAAAUAAUGGCAAUUGCAUCUAUGCUUUGUUACUCUGACUUAUGAAAGGUUUCACAGGAAUGGUCUACAUUUGGAUCGUGGUGGAAACCUGUAUCGAAGUUGGUCAUGCAUUAACUUGUGUGUCAAGAUCCGGGGAAUGAAGUAGGAUUAAGGUCUGAGACUGUUUUUGAUGAGUGAAUAUAAAAUCUCUGGCUGUAUGAUCAGCUGGGGGUUGUACAGCAACCAUGUAGCACUUCCAGUAUUUAAUUUAUUUUCAUAAAUUACAUUUAAUAAAGAGAAUGAAUGCUGCUGUGUAA